This is a messenger RNA of Closterium sp. Yama58-4, 873 nucleotides long. NCBI's taxonomy places the organism in Eukaryota, Viridiplantae, Streptophyta, Zygnematophyceae, Desmidiales, Closteriaceae. The record is from the annotation of a GenBank genome assembly.
AUGUGGGGCAGCCCUCGCGGGACACCACGGCAACGCUAUUGCCAAAUUGCCAACCCACCUGUCAAACUGUCAUCACUUUGCUAUGCGGGUACUCAUUUCCCGUCGCCCUAUUCCCCUUCCCGUGCCCAUUCUCCCCUUCCCGUCCCAUUCUUCCCUCCCUUACCCUCCCUUCCCUCCCUUCUCUCCCUUCCCUCCCUUACCCUCCCUUCCCUCCCUUCUCUCCCUUCUCUCCCUUCUCUCCCUUCUCUCUUUUCUCUUCUCCCUUCUCUCCCUUCCCUCCCUUCUCUCCCUUCUCUCCCUUCUCUCCCUUCCCUCCCUUCUCUCCCUUCCCUCCCUUCUCUCCCUUCCCUCCCUUCUCUCCCUUCCCUCCCUCCCCUGCAGUUUCCCCUGCAGUUUCAACCCUUGCUCCCUGCAGUUUCCCCCUGCUCCCUUCAGUUACCCCCCUGCUCUUUUCAUUUCCCCCCCCACUCUCCUCAGUUUCCCCCCUGCACCAUGCAGUUUCCCCCAUGCACCCUGCAGUUUCCCCCCUGCACCCUGCAGUUUCCCCCCUGCACCCUGCAGUUUCCCCCCUGCACCCUGCAGUUUCCCCCCUGCACCCUGCAGUUUCCCCCCUGCACCCUGCAGUUUCCCCCCUGCACCCUGCAGUUUCCCCCCUGCACCCUGCAGUUUCCCCCCUGCACCCUGCAUUUUCCUCCCUGCACCCUGCAGUUUCCCCCCUGCACCCUGCAGUUUCCCCCCUGCACCCUGCAGUUUCCCCCCUGCACCCUGCAGUUUCCCCCCAGCACCCUGCAGUUUCCCCCCUGCACCCUGCAUUUUCCCCCCUGCACCCUGCAGUUUCCUCCCUGCACCCUGCAGUUUCCCCCCUGCACCUAG